CUACAGUAUGUAUACAGUCCCAGUCUACAGUAUUAGAAUAGCAACUAUCUUUCUGCACAUCUACGUCACCGGCACCUCCAACCUCGGCCGCUCGCAUCCCACCGUCCCGGUCAAGGUUGCCCGGCAAGAGCAGUCGAGAAGCUCCUGACUUUAAUAUAAUGUUAAAUCUGCGCCACUUUUGCCACACGACCUCUGUGGCCUCCAGCGCCCACCGCCGCCAUCUCCCGGCCAGGCUGACUCUCACGCCCGCCACAUUGCUCUUGUUUUAUCUUAAAGCAUUUUACAUUUGGAUGUUUUUUUUUGUGUGUGUACGCGCUUGUGACUUUUACAUGUGUUUGUAUUUCGUAUAAUUUAUUUCAAUGUUAUUAAUAUUUUAGUGAGUAGCGCAUACAACACAAAGUCGAGCCUCCUGCCCUCGUGCACCCAACACUAGGCUAUCGAUCAGUCCCCAUCCUACUGCGUGUCCUCCACGACCUCCUCCCCCGACCACCCAAACAUGUCCUCCUCGACCCCUAUCAUCCACUCCAACACCUCCUUCACCACCUCCCCCCCCCCUCAUGCUCCUCAGCAGGCCCUCCACCACUCACUUAAUUCCGUCGAGUUGUUCCUAUAGUCUCGGACCUCUCAGCGUCGACCCGUCUUUCCCUCCCACAGUCAGUCCUGCACCCAUCUCUCUCUCUCUCUCUCCAUCUCUACCUGCUUCCACCAUCAUCCCUCAGCAUCCCUCACCUCCCUCAGUAUGCCUCACCUCCCUCAGCAUCCGUCCUCUCCCCCAGCAUCCCUCACCUGUGUUCUUGCAUCGAUCCUGCAAGCACCUGGCGAGUCUCGCCUCACGCACCUCCCCUCUCCCCCGUUCUCUCCGUUCCUUCCACCGUGUUUCAGCCAUCAUUCUCCCUCAUACAAACUGUGUAAGCAAUUUAGAGUUAGGCAAAUCUUCAUUUAGUAUCAGUAUGGAUGUUAACACGUGUCACCCCAGGCUAAGAAUGAAGCUUCAUUCUUGUCGUCUUCACUCAUUGAGCAUCAUGAUACAGUAAUUACUCCAAGCAAGGAAGCAUCGAGUCAUGUUACAUGUCUGAAGACUUUACAGGAUCUUAUCAGGAAAAUACAAAUAUGAUAAUUGAAUCUAUUGUUGAGGUCAUGAGCCAGAGUGUUUUACCAACAUCAGCAACAGUUCCAGCAGCAGCAGCAGCAGUAGAUACUACGCUAUGCUGGUCUCCAGAUGCUGUGGCAAAGACAGAGGUUCCCAUUAAGAAGGAAGAACAGGAUCAGGAUCGAGGUAUUGGAGGUAUCCUGAAGGUUUGUGGUUCUCAUGCUGAAGCACUUCAACUUAUUCAAGCAGAGGAAAAGGCAACAGGAAUGCACUUUGUGGGGCACCGAAAAGAAGGAAUCUUUGACAUGACUGGUUCAGAUAUGAAAGAAUUUGUUGGAGAAGGGAGAAAACAUAUUAAAUAUUCAGUAAGCAUUGAAACAAAGGGAAGAGGCUGUAAUCCAGUGCCGGUAUCAUACACAGGAGUACCAUUCAUUGAGGCUGGCACUUAUGUUUUGGAAUGUCACAUGGGCAACGACAGUGGAAUGUGGAACAAGAGAAAAUAUGCGGCAAAUAGGAACAAGAAUGAGCAGGAAAAUGGUAAAAUGUUUGUGAGGCGACGAAUUCGAUCUCACGGUACCAAAAAAUUGGGCUGCCCUACCAAGGUGCAUAUUAAAAGAAUUAUUAAACUUCCUGAUUUUAAGAUUAAGCAGAAUACUUCAGCAGAAAGGAAUAAAAAUCGCAUGAAAAUCAUAUUAGCCUUGAAGGAUGAUUUAGAGAGAGUGAGCUUCCAGUCUGUGUAUUACAUUCUUCUUCCCUACGUCGAGAGUCACAAGUAUCAUGUAGUAGACUUUGUGGCUGGAGUCAUGGUGCCAAAAGAAAAGGAUACUUCACUUCACCUUCAACACAUUAGAAAGUACUUGGAGACGGGUGCAUACUUAUCAUCUGUUAAGAUUAAUGAGAAAAAAAACAUUAGAAUUGCUGCAAAAGCUUUCACAAUUGAAGAGGAGCAAAUGUACUACAUUGGUAAAGAUGGCAGUGAGAAGAGAGCUGUAUUAUAUACAGAGGAUGAAAAAUAUAUGGCUUUUGAAAAAAGUCAUAUAUUGAGAAAAUCUGGGGACCAUUUUGAUUGUACCUCAACGGUGUAUAACUUGGCAGAGAAAUACUACUGGACAAGUAUGGCAGAGGAUGUAGUUGUUAUGGUUAAUAACUGUGAUAUAUGCAAAUUGAAUAAAAGAAAUACCUCUAGAGAGCCUACAGCCAAUCCCAACCAGCAAUAUCCGAUUGUUUAUCACCAUGAAGUACAUGGACUGAAGAAACACAACACAUCACUCCACAUCCGAAAGAAUUCCUCGGAUAAAUAUCUUAUCUCAAAAUCAGAUAGGGCAUCAUCCUGUAAGGUGGCUAAUUGUUUAGCAAGUGCUAUGAAGAACAAACUCUGUAAACGGUCUUCACUUGCUAAAAGAGAUGUCACAGUUGAGAAGGAUAAUCCAAUAGGAAUAAUAAAAGUUGUGGGCUCCUAUGAAGAAGUCAUGAACCUUAUCAUGGCAGAAGAAAAAGCAACAGGGAUGCAUUUUGUUGGACACCGAAAGGAAGGAAUUUUUGACAUAAUUGGCUCAGAUAUGAGGACUUUUGCUGGAGAAGGAAGAAAGCAUAUUAAAUAUUCAGUGGGUGCUGGAACCAAAGGAAGAGGCUAUGACCCAAUGGCAGUUGAAUACACUGGAGUACCAUUUAUUGAGGCUGGAACCUACAUCAUGGAGUGCCACAUGGGCAACGAUAGUGGAAUGUGGAACAAGAGGAGAUACGCUGCAAAUAGAGACAAGAUAGAGGAACAAAACCAUAUAACGAUCAAGAGAAGAAUUUUAACCCAAAAAACAAAAAAAAUGGGUUGUCCUGCUAAAAUACAUAUUAAGAGAAUCCUAAGAAUGCCAGACUUUAAGCUCAAGAGAAACACAAAAACUGAGAAAGAGAAGAAUCGUCUGAGAAUUGUUAAGGCAUUGAAAGAAGAAAUAGAAAAUGUCAACUUCCAGUCAGUGUAUUAUGUUAUGCUGCCAGAAGUGGAAAGCCACAAGUUCCAUGCAGUCGAUGUUGUGGGAGGUGUGAGGGUGCAGAAGGGGCGACCAGGACUGCAACAUCUGCAACAUGUCAGACACUACCUGCAGACUGGAACACAUUUGUCUUAUGUUCAGAAAAAAAGUAAAAAUAGCAUAAGAAGAUCAUCUAAAGAAUUUAUUAUUGAAGGCACAACCAUGUACUACAUUGGCAAGGACAGGACUGAGAGGAGAAUAGUUCCCCACUUAGAAAUGGAAAGGGAGGAAGCCUUCGAGAAGUGCCACAUUUUGAAGUCUGGCCACCAUUGUGAUCGAACUGAAACUCUGCGACGUCUUGUAGAGAAAUAUUACUGGACUGGCAUAACUGAAGAUGUCUUUGUUAAGAUUGAACAGUGUAAAGCAUGUGGGGUCAACAAACUCUUGCAAUGUGAUCAAAAUUCUGUGCCAAUAUGUAAGCCAGAGAAUGUGCAGCUGGCCAUGGCUAAGUAUGUAGAGCCAUCUCCCACCUCCAGCUUCCUGCCCGAGGGUCAACAUGGUCACACAUUUGACACUGAAUCUGUGGAGAUCAUUGUACAGGAGCAAGAGCCUCAUCAGGAUCUUUCAUGUAGAACCUCUUAUUCUGAAGAUCAGCAGGCGAGUCAGACUACAUUUGGCAGCAUCCAUAAAUUGGAUGACGGAGGUCAUCUGGUGGUCAUAGCAGAUGAUACAUUAGACCUGGAAAGCUAAUGGAAAAACUUUGAUUAUUUAAAAAUUCACAAAUUUGGAGAUGCUGGAAAAGGGAGCAGGUUUAUUAUUUGUGCCAAAGAUAUGAAAAUAAGAGACAGUAGACCAUUGUAUUUUAAUACUGUAUUGUUUUGACAAAAAUAAAGUAUAGUAAUAAUAAAAGAUCAUACUGCUCAUUACAAUUUAAUGAUUUUUUUUAAUAAAUACUCUGUAGUAA
Messenger RNA from Procambarus clarkii (red swamp crayfish), 4018 nucleotides. RefSeq lists its product as uncharacterized. Lineage: Eukaryota; Metazoa; Arthropoda; Malacostraca; Decapoda; Cambaridae. The record is from RefSeq and is a predicted model, not a curated record. Gene Ontology annotation, molecular function: DNA-binding transcription factor activity.